This is a messenger RNA of Solea solea (common sole), 8030 nucleotides long. Its product is annotated as bromodomain adjacent to zinc finger domain protein 2B-like. The record is from RefSeq and is a predicted model, not a curated record. The transcript is spliced from 39 exons. Lineage: Eukaryota; Metazoa; Chordata; Actinopteri; Pleuronectiformes; Soleidae. Gene Ontology annotation, molecular function: protein binding; DNA binding. Bases 153 to 7007 code for a protein of 2284 amino acids.
AGAGAGAGGCGACCACAGAUCCACUCUCUCUCAUCUCACACUCAGUUAACGCCACACUUCUCCUCAUGUCCUACAUCCUUUCAACUGCGCAAAACUGGGAAGUAAUUCAACUGUUUCUUUAAGUAUUAUUAUUUUUCAUUCGCCUUUUUUAAAUGAAAACACCGCUUUUCGACGAUAAGGUGCAGAGCACUGGUGUCACAGAACUGGGGAUAGUCUCAUACAAUAUGGAGUCUGGAGAGCGACUGUCCUCCCCAUCUUCGGCCCCGUCCUCCCUUCACAUGGCUUCGUCUUCGGCCGGCUCCUCCCCUGCGCCGCCACAGAUGCCCUCCGCCAAAUGCAGCCCAGCCUUUAGCCUUGCAGGCAGCUCCCCUCUCAGCGCCGAAAACUUCCCAUCAGAGCUACUUAGAUGCACAAAAAGUCAAGGCCCUUUGCGACAGAUGAGCGGGGAUGGGAGUUUAAAAAGACCCGCCAAGUCGAACAGUUUUCCCUUAGUCAGCCGUCCAGCUUCUCGGCUCUACACAUCAAGUGAGUUCGGAGGUCUUGGUAGUCUUGGUUUGUCUGCAUUUGCUGCUCAUCCCCAGUUUGGUACAUUUCCAGUGUCUUGCUCCCCCACUCCAGACUGGUGGUGGCCAUCUGAAGCACAUCUCAGAGGAGCAGCAGCCUUCCUCCCUCCUCUUCUGGGUCUGCAUCCUGCAUUUGCAUCAACCAUCAAAAGUCAAGAUCCUGCUCAUUCACAGCCCCGUACCUCAGUCUCUGUAGACAUGAAUGGAACAGUGAAUGGCAGGAGGGGUCCCCCCCCUACUGGGAAGUCUACUAUGAACAGCAGUUCAAUUCCAGCAAAGCGAAACAAGGAGAAAACUCAAGCCAACUGUUGUCAAAAGAGCAUUCAGGACCCAGGCCACCAGAAGACUGCUCUGCAAACAAAAGAAAAGAAUCCCAGCAAAAGACCACUAGAGACCUCAAGCAUGAGCGGCAGCCAGUCAGGAUCCUUGUCGGAGAGCUCAAGUGAUGUCGAGGAGAGCAGCAGUGAUGCUGAUGAUAUGGAGGAAGAGGAUAAUGAUGAUGAAGAAGAGGACGAUCAGAGCAAUGACAGUGAGGACUCUGAUUCCACAACAGAGGGUUGCCUUAAACGGAAAGCCAAGUGGCUGACACAGAGCACGUCUGAUAGUAAAAAGAAGAGACUUUGCAUUGCUGAUGAAAAUCCGACUCAAGACAGUCAUUGUGAUGGAGCUGCUUUGACUCCCUUGCACCGCCUCCAGUCAUCUCAUCCAGAUGAUCAGCCUCUGUCUGCAUCACCAUUUCUCCAAAGCUGUAGGGCUGCAGAAGAGGAGAACCAGCAACACAUCAGUGUCAUCCAGGCCAUAGGGACGGCCACCAGCAACAGUCCCUUUGCACUGUCCCUGAGGGAUGUCUCUCCUCUGGCCUCCAGCUCUCCACCCAACCCCAAGUCUUUCUCCAACUCACCCAGACACUUACCUCUAACUGCUUCACCAAAGCACUUCUCUCAAGUAUCCUCUCCAAAGCAUAGCUCUGUCUCUUCUUCUCCCCAACCCCUUGCUCUGUAUUCCCCUAUGAAACCCCUAUCUCCCAAAUCCUCGCCAUCACCCAAAUUCCUUCCCCUCUCUUCUACUCCCAAACCACCAGCACGGUCAGCCUCACAAAAUCCUGCACAUACACAGAGCUCGCUGGUGUUGUCUUCUAAUCACACAUGGCCUGUCGAUAGCCUGAAAGAAAGCAGUGGAAGCCUUUCAGAUAAAAACUCAUUUCACUUCAACAGUUUUAAAUUAAGACAGGCCGGCCAUUCCAAGGACUCUUUAAAGCAGGUUUUCUCUCUGCAACAUCCAAGCCAGAGCUGUGAGACCAAUCUGUUCCUGGGCCAUCACGCUAAUGGAGAGACCCAUCCUGAAGUACAGGAUGCUCCUUUGGCUCUCAUCACUAAGCCCCGCAUCCAGAGCUGCACCUUUAACACUAAGCCGCUGCUGGCAGCUACCAGCCCCUCCUACCGGAUGCCCAUCAACCUGAGCACUACCACCAAGGAACCAUCCGGCAGCACUGCUUCCCUGCCUAAAUCUACUUCCUCAUCACGAUCUGCUCAUGGAUCAAGGAAGACCAAGACCCCCACCUCCCUGAGUUCUGGAAAGACUGUCUCGAAAACCCACUCCUGUUCACCUGUAGACCUGGACAAAGGGAGUGAGUCUGAUAUCCACAGCAGCAAGGACUCCGAGUCGGACUCUUUAGAUGAUUUCGAUGAAGAUGAAGAUGACAUUGAGGAGGAAGAUUCUGGCACCAGUCUAUCAGAGUCAGAAAGCAAUAUGGAUAGUGACUCUGAUAGCUCCGAGGAUGACAUAAAAGAGCACGGUGAGAUGGAAGCUGGGAGCGACGUAGAGAGGUUUCCUCUGAAAGUAGCUAAAGCACCUUUGUCUGCUCACAAGUCGUCCUCACCCCUCUCAGCAAGCAGCUCCCCACUCAACUUGCAGGUUGUCAAACCUGCAAGUUCGCCUUGUGGUCUUCUCACUCCCACUGGGAUGACCCGCUUAGGAGCUUUGAGUAACCUCAGCGCCCUGUCCACAUCCUUCAAACUUGCUGCACUGCCAGGACCAGGAAAGAGGAGGACAGUGCCAGAUGAGAGCGUCCUACGACUGCCUCUUGAGUUUGGCUGGAGGAGGGAGACCCGGAUCAGGACCGUGGCAGGUCGGCUACAAGGGGAGGUUGCUUAUUUUGCACCCUGUGGAAAGAAGAUGCGACAGUAUCCUGAUGUAAUGAAGUACUUGCUCCGAAAUGGAAUAAUUGAAAUCUCCCGGGACAACUUCAGCUUCAGUACCAAAGUUAAAGUUGGGGAAUUCUAUGGAGCCAGAGAGGGAGCAGAGGGUUUACAGUGGGUUUUGCUGGCUGAGGAGGAGAUUACUCCCACUAUCAUAGCAAUGGAUGGCAGACGCAGCCGCCGCUUAAAGUCUGACCACCAGCCAACAGCUGAUGGCACUGGGAGUCAACAACUAAAGUCUCAUCCUCUAAUUAUCGCUGAAAAUAACUUCCAAGAUGCCAAGCUGCUGCGUAAACUGGAAGCACAAGAAAUAGCUCGACAGGCAGCUCACAUCAAACUGAGGAGAAAAUUAGAGAAGCAGGCCAUGGUACAAGCAGCCAAAGAGGCAAGGAAGCGGCAAGCAAUAUUGGCUGCCGAAGAAAGGCGGAAAAAGAGAGAGCAAAUAAAGAUUCUUAAGCAGCAAGAGAAGAUCAAGCGCAUUCAGCAAAUUCGGAUGGAGAAAGAACUCCGUGCACAGCAAAUUCUCGAGGCUAAAAGAAGGAAAAAAGAAGAAGCAGCCAAUGCGAGAAUAUUGGAGGCUGAGAAACGAAAUAAGGAAAGGGAGAUGCAAAGACUACAAGCUGUCAUACUGAAGCACCAGGAGUUGGAGAGGCUUAGACUAGAUAUGGUAUGGGAGAGGGAAAGACGCCGGCAGCACAUGAUGCUCAUGAAGGCUGUGGAGACCAGAAAGAAGGCAGAGGAGAAGGAGCGUCUGAAGAAAGAGAAAGACGACGAGAGACGGUUAAACAAAGAGAGGAAACUAGAGCUCAAACGGCUGGAAGUGGAAAAAGCAAAGGAGCUUAAGAAGCCAAAUGAAGACAUGUGUUUAGCCGAUCUUAAGCUACUUCCAGAACUGUCACGUGUUCCUGGUCUGGUCCUGCCAGGGAACACCUUCUCUGACUGCCUGAUGGUGCUGCAGUUUCUGCACAGCUUUGGGAAGGUCCUGGGAUUAGAAACCAAUUUAUACAACCUCAAAUUAAAUGACCUCCAGGAAGGGUUGCUCAACAUCAGAGGGGGUUUGGGCAAGGUGCAGGACCUGCUUGUGAGCGUGCUCUCUGUGGCUGUGUGUGACCCUGGUAUACCUGCAGGUCAUAAGAACAAAACCUGCUUGGGGGAACUCUUGAGUAAUGUGAAAAUCAACCGAGGCAACGUGUCUGAGAUCCUGCGAAUCUACGUGGAAGCUCAUUGUGAGCAGACAGAACUAGCUGCUCUGGCUGCCAGCCUCAGAACGAAGGCUUUUCAGGCCCACACUCCGUGUCAGAAGGUGUCCAUGCUAGUAUUCCUGGUUAAUGAGCUCUGCUGUAGUAAAGCUGUGAUCAGUGAGAUUGACAAAAACAUAGAUCACAUGUCCAACCUGAGGAAGGAUAAAUGGGUCGUUGAUGGAGAGCUGCGCAAACUGAGGAGCAUCCACACCAAGAAGACGGGGAAGAGACACAGCAAUGUGGGAGGAGAGGACAACCUCACCUUUGUCAUCCCCAAUGCCAAAAACAAAUGCAAGCAGAAAGAAGGGGAUAGUGAGGAAGAAGAGGACGAGGAUGAUGACACCGAGGAUCAAGGAGAUGACGAGGAUGAGGAGGAAGAAGAUUCAGGAGGAAAGAAAGGGAAGAAAGCAGAGAUUUGUGAAGAGGAGGAUGACAGUGUUCACUCAGACAUAGACGAGCUGGAGAAACAGAUUGAGAAAACCUAUAAGCAACAAAGUCACAUCAGGCAGCAGCUGUUUAAGUCGUCCUACUCGCUGCGCUCCAUGAUAAUUGGACAGGACCGCUACAAGAGGAGUUACUGGCUCCUCCCACAGUGUGGCAUCUUUGUUGAAGGCAUGGAGAGUAGCGAAGGUUGUGAAGUGUUGGAGAUGGAGAAGGAAAGACAGGAGACUGUUCAGGUGAUCAGAGUAAAGGAGGAGCAGCUGGAAGAGACAACCAUGCCAGCAGUGUCCAGCCUGGCACUGAGCGCAGGCGGAGACACAGCCGCUGUGAAGAGCCAACAGGACAAAGACAGUCACAAUCUCUUCCUCCAGAACCCUGGCUCUCUAUCUAAGCUCAGCAAACUCCUUGAAGUAGCCAAACUGGCUCAAGAUUCAAACGUCAACUCUGAUAACAGUCAGAACUGUCACUCUGUUAAAAUCCCCACCACUGCAUUUUAUCCCUCAAUUCCCAGCUCUCAGACAGGAAUAUCCCACAGCCCCCUGCCUGGAAACGCUCAUCAGAGACUUGGAGAUAAGAUGGAUACCGUGACAUCGCCGCUUUGUGCCCCCCAGCUCCAAAGCAGUCCGUGGAUAACCUGUAGUCCUCAGCCUGUCCUUCAGCACGAUCAAGAUAGCUUCCUCCAGCUUUCCAAGAUAGUGAUGGAUAAAAGCAGCCAGUGGUUUACACUCUUGCCUCGCUCUCCCUGUGACGACUGCUCAGUCACUUCAGGCUCCAGCCCUACAGCGUCCUCCUCUUCUCCACAGACCACGAGCACCAAAUCCCCCUCCUCCCUCUCCCCUAAUCCCCCUGCUACAGCCAGCCACAACACUGCUGCUCAAAUCAAUAACAGACAUUCGCCCGUCCUUCAGCAAGAAAAAUCUGGCAGUGAUCAAAGCAGACUGACACUGAGUGACGUGUCCAGUGCUACAAUGAGUCCCAGCCUGCCCUUCUCUGGCACUUCUCUACCCCCCGUGCUGGAUCAGGCCUCCCAGCAUGCAGAGAGUAAUGGGAAUGGGGUAAAUAACAACACUGUCAACAAGAGUGAGACCCUUAGUGACAAGUGUCCCUCUGCCUCAUCUCCUGCUGUGGACGUGGCCAAGACCCAGGACUACCCUCGACCUCAGCCUAUUCCCGAGGAGAUGCUGCGUGGUUGGUGGCGAGUGUCCGACACGCAGGAACUGCACAGUCUGGUUAAGGCACUCCACAGCCGAGGCAUCAGAGAGAAAGUCCUGCAGAAACAAAUCCAAAAACACAUGGAGUAUGUGAUCCAGCUCUGUGCCAGCAGCAAAGUGAUUGAUGUGUCAGAGCUGGAGAAGCUGCAGGGGUGUGAGGAGAUGGUGGAGAGUUGGAACGUCGAGGAACAGGCCAUGGACGUGGACAUCUGCCUUCUGCAGCAGGUCGAGGAUCUGGAGAGACGAGUCGUCUCGGCCGGCCUGCAGGUCAAGGGAUGGACACACCCUGAGCGACACUCGGACAGAGAGGAUCUUGUCUAUCAUGAGCACACACUGGUCUCUUCCCCGGCUCCUGACAGCAAAGGUUGGAAAGAAACCAACCCGGAGAAACAUCCCGACGCCGUGGUGCGUCAGCCGGAUAAUCCACUUGAUAUCGCUGUCAUGAGGCUGGCAGAGUUGGAGAAGAAUAUUGAACAAAGCAGUGACGAGAAGAAGGCGGAUCCUGGGAUGAGGCUGUGGCAUGAAGCCCUCAGUCAAGUUCGCAGCUCGGCUCAGCUGUCACUCUGUAUUCAGCAGCUGCAGAAAUCCAUUGCCUGGGAGCGCUCCAUCAUGAAAGUGCACUGCCAUCACUGUCAAAAGGGAGAUAACGAAGAGCUGCUUCUACUUUGUGACGGCUGUGACAAAGGCUGCCACACAUACUGCCAUAAACCCAAGAUCAGCAAAGUACCCGAUGGAGACUGGUUUUGUCCCACUUGUGUUUCAAAGGAAAGUGGUCAAUCCCCCCAGAUUACGAAGAAACGGAACCCCACAGCUUCAGGAGCGAAGAAAGGCAGUGAGAUAAAACAAAAUGGUAAAUCAUCUGUGGUUGGAGAACUCGUCAAAGAGGAGGCUUCUAGCAGCAGCAGCAGCAGCAUGUCAAAAAAGGGUACCAGGGAGUUAAAGAAGAGAAAUUCAGAAGACAAUCCGUCCAGCAGCUCCCAGGCCAAUAAUGACAGCGUCGCUCCCUGCGCCAAAAAAGCCAAAACAGCCGUAGAUGACGCGACUGGAUUGGCAAAAUGCAGUGAGCUGCUGGCUGAGCUGGAGGCCCAUCAGGACGCGUGGCCCUUUCUCACUCCGGUCAACCACAAGGCCGUACCUGGAUACAAGAAGGUCAUCAAGAGGCCCAUGGACUUCUCCACCAUCAGAGAGAAACUCCAAAACAACCAGUACUCCAGUCUGGACCCGUUCAUCGUUGACAUGAACCUGGUUUUUGACAACUGUGAAAAAUUCAACGAAGACGAUUCAGAAAUUGGACAAGCCGGACACAGCAUGAGAAGAUUCUUUGACAAACGAUGGACUGAACUGCUGAUGUAGAAAAAGUAAAAGUGUGGACUUUCUUCACUACUCCUCAUAUAAUAUGAAACCUCCUCUUAGGUGUUGGUGGUCUCUUCACCCCUGACAAAGUCAGUAUUAUAACAGUGGUGCAAUGUGGAAGGACAAACUGCUGCUACAUUUGGUGACAGAAACCUCUUUGUGGAUGAGCGUCUUUAAGUGCAAUAUUGUUCUGUAUAUCAAAAGUACUGACUCUUAGACUCGACAUUGUGCUUGGGAAUCAAAGAUUUACAACGUAUGUACGCCACUGACUCUUAAUCUUCAACGGUGCAGGCUUUGUAUACAUGUUUAUUUAUUUUUUUCAGUAUUUAUGAUUGAGCCUUCUCUAAGAAACUACAAAAUGGCACACAGCUUUAAAGAAAGGUGUUUUUUUUUCUGUACUCCUGAACAAGCCACUCAAAAAUAAUAACUGUUUACAUCAUUUUUACUUUUGGUGCUUGCAGAGUUAUUUAUUAUAAUCCUCUGCAGUUAAUUGUGUAAAAAAAAAAAAAAGAAUCACUGACACAUUUAUACUGUUGAAUUCUGUCAUUAGUUACAUUUCUAGAAUGUAUAGUAAGUACAUAAAUGGCUUGAUUGGAUUAUGUUUUCAGUGCAUAAGGACGUUUGUAGCAUUUAAUACAGUCUGUCUGUACUGGACAUCCACUCACACUAGUCUCAUCAACUUUAUCCAACACAUUGUUAACUUUCUCAGAGCGUUUACUUUGAAUUGGAUCGAUGUGGUGCGUAGUGUUUCCUCCUCUUCUUCCCCAGGCAGAGACUUUGUCACAUGUCCUGUGGACAGACAUGAAUCCUGCACUGGGCUUUAACCCAGCUGGGAGUUGGAUUGAGUCACAGUCCACUGGAGGCAUCUCCACACAGCUGAAGUCAGGAGACUUGAAGCAACUGUAUUUUAUGAAACGAGUAGCAGCUUUUGUAGGCAUAUUAUUUUUUAAUAGUUGAUGUGAAGUAGUGGUGGAAUGUACUUUUUUUUUUUUCUUUCCAAAAUAAAAAACUGUUAUGCACUCA